CUUACUUCCGCCCCAACCUGCCAGCUGGGACCGAGAGACCUACUUCCUAUGCGCACACUUGUGCUGCCUGACUAAAAAUAUGGCAACUAAUGAUAAAGCAAUACUUUGGACAACUGCAACUGUGAAGGCCCCCAGUUUGCGGAAAGAAACGUGGAUCUGAGUGGGGUGGGGCGGUCUCCGCACUGAGCAGCAAGUAGGGCCUCUCGGAGAAGUUGGCGUGGUUUCUCUGUUCAGACCAACUUCACAAUGUCGAAAGUUUCCUUUAAGAUCACGCUGACGUCGGACCCACGGCUGCCCUACAAAGUACUUAGUGUUCCUGAAAGUACACCUUUCACAGCAGUCUUAAAGUUUGCAGCAGAAGAAUUUAAAGUUCCUGCUGCAACAAGUGCAAUUAUUACCAAUGAUGGAAUAGGAAUAAAUCCUGCACAGACUGCUGGAAAUGUUUUUCUAAAACAUGGUUCAGAACUGCGAAUUAUUCCUAGAGAUCGUGUUGGAAGUUGUUAAUGUCUGCUACUUGGAGCAUAUGAUUUCCUUUCAUAAUAAAUAUUGGUAUUUUUUUGUUGUUGUAAAAUUGAAAUCAGGCAUUGAACAUACUAUGAAAAUACCAACAGUCAAUGGAAUAAUGAAAAGUGACUUUUCUGUCCGUCCUUGCUCACACUCUUCAUGUGAAGAGGCAAUUCUUACGAAUUGGGUACUACCACCACAGAAGAUCAUACAGUCUUUGAUUGCUACCUCACAGCACAAACAGGUAGUUCAUUUGGGGUAAAUGGAUUAUCUAACUGUGUUUUAUAACUGGAGGAUGCUUCUGAGAACAUUCAGAGAAUUAAAAUUGACCAAAUCUUACAUGUUUAUCUGAGUUAAAAAUAUAAAAGGAUUAUGGAUCAUGGAUGGUAGUUUGGCUUGAUAGCAUCUGAUUUGCAGACUCAUAAUUAGAUUCUUAAUUAAAUAUACAGUUUAUGAUGAAAGCAGUGGACACAUCAGUGAAUAGUUAACUGUCUUCUUAUCAUUGAGGUUUAGGUUUAGAACCUCAUAUGUCAAGUAAAUUUCAGUUUAGUAUAAAAGAAACAAAAAUUGAAUGUUUUAAUCUAGCCUUUAUGUGUAUUAAUUGAUGCCCCAUACCAAAUUUUAGCAGUGCACUUGCAGAAUUUAGCACUUAUAAGGCGGAAAUUGACAAUACUCUAGAAGGAUCCUUUGCUGAGCUAUGCAUUUCUUUAUCAAUCUCUUUGAAUACAACUUUUAAAACAGGAGUCUUUAAGAAAUCACUUUUUUUAAGGAUGAUAAUUCUAAGCGAAAUUCAGCAAGAAUAUUGUUACAAAGAAGAUCUGAAGAUCAAAGCUCAAGGAAAUGCUGGUGUGUUAAUACUUAUUAAAGACCCAACUUUAAGGAAGGGCUAAGAUUAGUCACCUAAGUGAAUAAGAAGCCAGGAAAGGCAAAAUGGGGAAGCCCAGAUGACCAGACUUCUGGUAAGGAGGAAAGCAACAAAGGACAACAGUGAAGGGGACCAGAAAGCUAUAGCAAAGUAUCAUAGAAAAAGCCAGCUGGAUAGACAGAACUGCAGAGGGUUUGUUGGAGAGAACUGAAAACAAAAUACUUGACAUAGUCUUAAGUAGCAGAAGGCAAUUAGAGAAAGCAAAGUAUUGGCCUUGUCAACAUACAGAUUUCAAAAUACCCCUGUUGAGAAUCCAAAGAAUGGCAUGCAUGAGGGAAGAUUGUAUUUGCCCUUCCAGAGGAAAUCAGUAUCUAUGCAAAUCUUGAAAGAUGAAGGCUCACAGUGAUUCAGAAUCAGCACUGGGACUGCUGUAUUUUAAAUGGUGAGCUCUCUGGAGGCAGCAGGGAUUUUAUCUGUCUGGUUAUUUCUAGAGCUGUAAAUGUAAAUACUUGCUGAGAGAAUAAAGUUUCUAUAAGACCAAUUUUUAUCUUAGCGUGUUUCAGUAUCUUCCCUAUCAUAGGUCCUAGGUUCAUUGAAAAAAAAAAAAAUUUACAAGAAAAUUCAACAGAAUCAGCAUCUGAGGGGUGCCAUUGUUGUUUAUGUAAUUACCAGAUAUUGUUUAUACCUUUCAUAAAUGAAUAGUAGGGUUCUGAAUUACAAAGGAAAAAAAAGUCUUUGCUGCCGGUAAAAAAAAAAAA
This is a messenger RNA of Microcebus murinus (gray mouse lemur), 2127 nucleotides long. It is a transcript of the gene UFM1, whose product is annotated as ubiquitin fold modifier 1. Gene Ontology annotation, biological process: protein K69-linked ufmylation. Gene Ontology annotation, cellular component: cytoplasm; nucleus. The record is from RefSeq and is a predicted model, not a curated record. Lineage: Eukaryota; Metazoa; Chordata; Mammalia; Primates; Cheirogaleidae.